Molecule: messenger RNA, 3177 nt
Organism: Ahaetulla prasina
Lineage: Eukaryota; Metazoa; Chordata; Lepidosauria; Squamata; Colubridae
Gene: AICDA
Product: activation induced cytidine deaminase
Exons: 4
Coding region: 1420-2028 (202 amino acids)
Biological process (GO): cytidine to uridine editing; defense response to virus; DNA cytosine deamination
Cellular component (GO): P-body; cytoplasm; nucleus
Molecular function (GO): RNA binding; zinc ion binding; cytidine deaminase activity
Source: RefSeq, a predicted model, not a curated record
AUCCACAUAAGAUUUACGAAAAAAUUAAAGCGCAAAUAUUGCUGGUUGCAAGAGAUAAAAACAUUGAAAUAUGAGGAUAAGGAAAUUGUGGUUCUGAAGCAAAUAUCAAGAAAAGUGAAAGAGAUGAGAAGAGAAUAUCAUUUUUUGGCUAAAAUACUAUUCCAGGAAGGCGUGAGCUAUAGAUGGCUGAUACCAGAAGGCUUGGUGUUUACAUGGCAACAACAAAAAUAUAGAAUAGAUUCAAUUGAUAAACCCAAAGCUUUUUGCGCAGAAUACUUCGGAGAGAAAGAAGUGGAAUCAAGAACAGAACUCACAUUGAUUGAAUUACAAUUACUAGAAUAGAAUAGAAUAGAAUAGAAUUUUUUAUUGGCCAAGUGUGAUUGGACACACAAGGAAUUUGUCUUGGUGCAUAUGCUCUCAGUGUAGAUAAAAGAAAAGAUACGUUCAUCAAGGUACAACAUUUACAACACAAAUGAUGAUCAAUAUAUCAAUAUAAACCAUAAGGAUUGCCAGCAACAAAGUUACAGUCAUGCAGUCAUAAGUGGAAAGAUAUUGGUGAUGGGAACUAUGAGAAGAUUAAUAGUAGUGCAGAUUUAGUAAAUAGUUUGACAGUGUUGAGGGAAUUAAUUGUUUAGCAGAGUGAUGGCCUUCGGGAAAAAACUAUUCUUGUGUCUAGUUGUUCUGGUGUGAGUGCUCCAUAGUGUCGUUUUGAGGGUAGGAGUUGAAACAGUUUAUGUUCUGGAUGUGAGGGAUCUGUAAAUAUUUUCACGGCCCUCUUCUUGAUUCGUGCAGUAUACAGGUCCUCAAUGGAAGGCAGGUUGGUAGCAAUUAUUUUUUCUGCAGUUCUAAUUAUCCUCUGAAGUCUGUGUCUUUCUUGUUGGGUUGCAGAACCGAACCAGACAGUUAUAGAGGUGCAAAUGACAGACUCAAUAAUUCCUCUGAAGAAUUGAAUCAGCAGCUCCUUGGGCAGUUUGAGCUUACUGAGUUGGCGCAGAAAGAACAUUCUUUGUUGUCCUUUUUUGAUGAUGUUUUUGAUGUUUGCUGUCCAUUUUAGAUCUUGCGAUAUGAUAGAACCUAGAAAUUUAAAGGUUUCUACUGUUGAUACUGUGUUGUCUAGUAUUGUGAGAGGUGGAAGUAUGGAAGAGUUUCUCCUAAAAUCUACCACCAUUUCUACGGUUUUGAGUGUGUUCAGUUCCAGAUUGUUUUGGUUGCACCACAAGGCUAGUCAUUAUUAUGGUAAAUUAUAUGCUUGGAUAUAUAGGGUAUAUUCUUUUGCCUAGCACAAAAUGAUAAUACUUUAGUUGAUUAUCUGCUUCUGAGUUCCUCAUUUUUAAUCUCAUCUUUGGUCAAGUUCUUGAUUUGUCCUGUGGCUCCCCCAUAUUGAUCUUCAUUUAUAAAUAUGUGCUAUUAAUUUUCUUAAUGUUCUUGCCUCCCUGCAGUCUUCUAAUGAAGCAAAAGAAAUUUAUCUACCAUUUCAAGAACAUGAGAUGGGCUAAAGGCCGUCAUGAAACUUAUCUUUGUUAUGUAGUAAAACAGCGAAAUAGUCCCACAUCCUGCUCCCUCGAUUUUGGAUAUCUGCGUAAUAAGUCAGGUUGCCAUGUUGAAGUUCUCUUCCUGCGUUAUAUUUCCACUUGGGAUCUGGAUCCAAGGCACUGCUAUCGUAUUACUUGGUUCACCUCCUGGAGCCCAUGUUACGAUUGUGCCCGGCAUGUGGCUGACUUCUUGUGUGCAUAUCCUAACCUGACGCUGCGAAUUUUUGCUGCCCGUUUGUACUUCUGUGAGGAGCGCAAUGCUGAGCCUGAAGGGUUGAGACGUCUACAUCGUGCAGGAGCUCAGAUUGCCAUCAUGACAUUCAAAGACUAUUUCUACUGCUGGAACACCUUUGUGGAAAACCGCAAAAAAACCUUCAAAGCCUGGGAAGGACUUCAUGAAAAUUCUGUGCGUCUUACCAGACAACUCCGGCGUAUCCUUUUGCCUCUUUAUGAAAUUGAUGACCUGAGAGAUGCUUUCCAAACCCUUGGACUUUAAAUUCCUGCUUGGGGAGAAAUGAAGAUGAAAAGAUGCCAACAUGUUUUGCGACAUUCUUCAACAUCCAACUUUUUCUCCCACUUCUUUCUCCCAGAAUCUUUCCUAGAAUCUUUCCUAAGUAUCAAAUUCUGAAAAAAGCAUAUUUAAGAAAAAAAUGGCAAGGUCUUUUGAAUGAUCUCCUUUUGCCUACUUGGACUGGGGCUUGUUGUACUCUGUCCUCCAUGGGAAGAAGUCAAUCCAAUCAAACUGUCCAAGGCAUGUGGCCACAUUUAUUAUUACUAUCACAAAGGUCAGCCAGAUAAAUGGAUAAUUUAGGAAGAUAGCUGUUUGUACUAAACAAAAGGCUCUAAUUAAAUCUCCUAGAAUGAAUGAUAGAUGUGAAGGUCAAAUAUUAAACUUUUAAAAUUGCCAAGGUAUUUAGCAUCCCACAAAAAACUCUGAGUUUACAUUGAAGAAAAGAUGAAAAUUUAAUCUUGAUGCCUUAACACUGCAUAGAAACUAAUACAUUUCACCAUAUUGUUACUAGUAGAGGCCCACUGUAAAUCUGGAAGGCACUGCUGCUUUGACACUGGAUUUGUGCUUGGUCUUCAUUGUGUCAUGACUGUAAGACAAACUCUUGCAAGAAAGUAUUUUCAAAGAUACACCACAAGAGCCUUAUACUUUGGAUUAAGUACAUUAAAUAUGUAUAAUGUGUUAAGUUAGAUGUAGAUUUUUUCAUGCUGUUUUUUCAAUAAGAACUAAAAAAUAGCAACUCUUUUUCCCAUGUCUUACAACAUUUACAAUAAUGUUAUCAAAUUGAUUAAGCAAAGUAAUACAAAAUCUCUUAACUAAAUAAGGACUUUUGACAACAAGGAAGUUAUCAAUCAUCUUCAAAUAAUAAUUGUCCAGAUUCUAGGGGCUCCUCAAUAAUGAACACCAGCUCAUCGGCAAAUGCUUUGACUUUGUAUUCCUGUGAUUUAAUUUUUAAUCCUUUGAUUUCGGAAUUUUCUCUAAAAUUAAUAUUUGACAUUAAUAUUUCUAUGGAUAGAAUGAAUAAUAGGGGGGACCGAGGGCAUCCCUGUCGUACUCCUUCUUCUAUAUUAAAGCUUUCCAUAUAUUCACCAUUUAUAAUUAUUUUUGCUCUCUGUGGAAUAAAUUGCUCUAAUCAUU